Trichomonas vaginalis G3 is the source of this 1608-nucleotide messenger RNA. RefSeq lists its product as uncharacterized. Bases 1 to 1608 code for a protein of 535 amino acids. Lineage: Eukaryota; Parabasalia; Trichomonadida; Trichomonadidae. The transcript has a single exon. The record is from RefSeq and is a predicted model, not a curated record.
AUGAUAUCUACAAUUCCAUAUAUUCAAUUAGUGAAUGAAGGAGUUUCUGGUUUUGUAGAUAUUCAGGCAUCAGAUAGUAUGGGAAUGUUGAACUUUAUUCCUUUAGAAAUUAUUCCAGAAAACAAACGUAUCAUUUUUUCACAGUUUUUAUUCACACACAAAAUUCCAAAGGUUUUAUAUGAUUUACUCACUGAUCAAGCAAAGAUAAUAAUAAUAGAGUUCAAAAAUUUUUCUAUUUUAGAGCCAAAAAUCGAUAGCUGCGAAUUUGUCUUUUCAAAUGAAGAAGGCAAGUCAUACACACUUAAAUUCAAUAAUCCGUUUUAUAUGGAAACAUUUUUCACAGCAAUUUCAUUUUAUCAUUGUGUUGAACUCCGAAAUGAGACCCAAUAUGAAAUCGGUCCUCAAUUUAAACCAAUUAGGAUACAACCUCGCUCAUCACUGAGGAAUUCUUUAACAAGUUGUGUUCAUGAUCUCUACGCACACCAAUCUUUGUUGGAAUUCCUCCAUUUCCCAAUGGAUCCGAAGAAAAAAGAAUCCAACUUAUUGCCAUUCAAAGAAGAAUGUAUCUUGAAAUUAAUUGAAGAACCAACUGAUAUCGAAACCUUAGAUUUGAUUUCGAAAUCUUAUGUACCAAUCGAAUACUGUUCAAUCAUGCUACUAUUAUUACUCCUCGAUGGCCCUCUAUACGAAGGAGAAAAAAAUACACUUAAUUCGGAGACUUCUCCCAAAAGAGCGCAUAGAUUUUCAUUUAAAGGAUCACAGACAUCCAAAUUACUGGAACAAAUUGAUAUUACAAAACCAUUAAUAAUUGAAUCUCCAUAUCCAAAGAUCUACGCCAUUGAUCAAGUUUCUAUAGGUGGGUCAACGUCUAUAGCCAAUGAUUACGCUGCUUUAAAGCAUCAAUGGUCAACAAUUACGUCAACUCAGUUUAAUCAUAUGAAUUCUCUUCGUAUUUCAUUUAAACUCCUUGAAAAUGCGUUGACGACAUACUACCAGAAAGGGCAUCCAUUGAUACAGUCCGUAUUCAAUAUUUUGGCAUCAUUAUUUAUUAUGAAAGAUGAAUUCGAGACAUUUAAUUCAGAAUUAUACUCAAUAGCCAUAGAUUGUGCUGAAUUAUUCCAUGCCAUCAACCAAACACUAGAUUUGGGCUUCUGUUCCUGUGAACAUAUUAUUUUCUGGAUUUUCUUCGCAUUGAUAACUAAAACAGGUAUUGUAGAUAUGCUUGAAGAUAAAUCCACAGAAACUGUCCUCAAAACAACUCUCCAUAUCUUAAUAACUUAUCAUCCUUUGUUACAUACAUUAAUUGAUAAGGCAGGACUUCAGAAUUUCAGAUUCCCUGUUACAGUGAUCACAUCUCUCUACACUAAAGUGCUUCCUCCUGAGAAAUUAUACCCAAUUUGGAUUGCAGCUUUAGCUUUUGGAGAUCCGAUGGAAUUCUUCCAACAUCUGAUGGCUACUGCAUUGAUCAUGCUCUAUCCCAACAUUGUUGAUGCUCCAAACUUUAUAGAAACAACAGAAAAAGAAUUGAAGAAAUUCUUCGACGAAUCUCCUUCAGAUUUCUUAAUUUCCAAUACGCUCAAGCUUCUUGAAGCUAUGAGAAGGAACUAA